AUGUCUCAACUAUCCCCUCUCCCGCAGUCUCCCUUCUAUUCCCCGAGCAUGAAUCCAGUCAACCCGGACACCCCUCCUCCACCUCCUCCAAAACCGAGCAGCCAGAACAGCCGGAUAGGCACCCCGCAAAACAUGUCCGCAGCGGAGCCGAAUCAACCACACAUGGCCAAUCCCCAACAGCCUUACAUGCCCAAUCCUCCUACAAUUGAAGAAGGCUGGCUACCAGACCAGGUGAAAGACAAAUCCACCAUCGACCUCCAAGCAAUACUCAAAGACCCAGCCCUGAUCUCCGCGCUAUCAAAUCAACACCCCUCCCACACCUCCCGUCAGCAGCACCUCGAGUCAAUCAUCCACUCAAACAAGGACCUCGCAACCCGAGUGCUCGACACGCAGGCUCACCUCGCUGAACUACGCGCCUCCACGGAAACAAUGCUUAUCACCCACCAGUCCCUCGAGGUAUCCUGGCGCAAGAAGCAAGCGGAAAUGGAUGCUGCCCUUGCGCCAUGGUCGCCUAAAGCUUUAUACCAGCGAUACAGCGCGGCGAUCACCGAGCAGGAAGCCGUGUGCCAUGCCGUCGAGGAGAGCUUCCUCGAUGAAGAUCACCAUGGUCGCGCGACGGAGAAGGAGAUCGCAGACUGGGUUAGGCGGGUGAGAGGGGAAGCAUCGAAGCUUGCUGCUCGGAAAGAAGCUAAGGCGAGGUGGGACGAGGGCCGAGUCGGGGGUUGGCGAUAA
Molecule: messenger RNA, 732 nt
Organism: Penicillium olsonii
Lineage: Eukaryota; Fungi; Ascomycota; Eurotiomycetes; Eurotiales; Aspergillaceae
Source: the annotation of a GenBank genome assembly